Molecule: messenger RNA, 665 nt
Organism: Aptenodytes forsteri (emperor penguin)
Lineage: Eukaryota; Metazoa; Chordata; Aves; Sphenisciformes; Spheniscidae
Product: mitochondrial ribonuclease P protein 3-like
Exons: 3
Coding region: 11-382 (123 amino acids)
Biological process (GO): mitochondrial tRNA 5'-end processing; tRNA 5'-leader removal
Cellular component (GO): mitochondrial ribonuclease P complex
Molecular function (GO): ribonuclease P activity
Source: RefSeq, a predicted model, not a curated record
AAGAGGGAUUAUGAAGGAGAUGCAGAAUAAGGCAGACUUCUUCUUUGCUGAAAAUAUCUCUGAAGAUGAUGCCUUCUUGUUAUAUGCCACUCUUCAAUCAGGCAAGCAUUGCAAGUUUGUUACUAGAGACUUCCUCCGGGAUCACAAGGCUUGUCUUGCCGACAGUCUGACGCGUCAUCUGUUCCGUAAGUGGCAGCGUGGACACCAAAUAGUGUUCUCCCCCUCUGUAGAAGGAAAGCGUAUAAAUUUUUUGCCUGCUUUCUGUUAUGACUGUGUGGUACAGACUACAGGCGAUACAUGGCAUAUCCCCUAUAAAGACACUUUUGAGGAAAAAUAUUCCUAUCGAGUACCAAGAAAAUGGCUCUGCAUUCAACAGAAAUGAAGAAGAAUAUAAUUGCACAAGCUGAAGCUGCUUGUUUGGUUGGUUUUUUAAUCACUGUUGCUGACUAGGAGAACUCAGCAGUACAAUUAUGGGAUUAAUGUGUGAGGCCUAUAACUAAAGAAAAUUCAGUAACUGCAUUUUGUCAAAAUCAUUCCUGCAGUAAAUCAGUUAACAUCAAUGGUGGUCCAGCAGGGAUGAAUUAGGUCCAUUAUUUCCAUCUUUACAGGCGAUUUCUGUAGCCUCUCAAUGUGAUUUGAAUUAAAACUUGUUUUUCCCUCUUGGA